GUUGAACUUGUCGACUGCUGCUUAUCGGUGUAGUCAUUCGUCUAUACUUUUUUCUGGUACUAGUCUAUCAUAAUGGACUUUACCUGGGAUGAUUUUGUACAUGUAAUUUGCAUGAUAGCUGUGGUAGUCUUUAUAGUGGGAACACUUAUGCUUGCUCUAUAUGUUCUUCGGCUUAUAUGUACUUUUAAUCAGCUACCGAUAUUUGAUGUGGAGUCAAGCGCUCGAAGCGAAACUUUGCGAAGUGAUCGUGACCAAAGCGUAAGGAGCCGACGAUCGCUAAGAUCUGCUAGAAGUCCCUCAAGAACCCAAAGGAAAAGAGGAAGUACGAGUAAAUCCCGAUCAUCACUGCGUUCGGGAUCGCUGUCGCGUUCGGAACGCGAAGAGGCGCCUCGGUGGACGCGGCGCGGCACGCGAACCCGGAGCGGCCCACUUCGAAGCGAACAGGUUCCAAGUAUUCAAAGCGAGCAAGAAAGCGAAGGUCGAACUGUGAACGUUGUGGUCAGAAGAUUAGAUAUAAAACCUCUUAGAACUAAGCAGCCUUCCCAAGAAUUUGAAAAUGUCCCCAAGACAAGAACUCGAAUACAAGGAGUUGAUAUUCCUAGGCAAACUUUGAAAAGUGGAACUGUAGAGGAAGAUGAAGCAGUAGUUCCUAGAACAAAAGGACCCAAAGGAGUUGACCUUCCAAGAGUGACGAUAAGAGCUGGAGAAGCAGAUGAUGACGAGGAAGUUGAAAAUGCUCCAAAAGGACGCAUAAGGGGGAUUGAUAUACCCAGAGAGACCAUAAGGGGAGCAGCUGGAGAAGAAGCUACAAAACCCAAUCUUACAUUCAACGUAGAACCUGGUGCUUCCAUCUCAGUAAAUGUUCUCAGUGAACGAGCUUAUGCUGGUGGAGGAGAGGGUGAAUGUAUCCAGACGAGCGAAUCAAUUAGUGGCUCCGAUACGCUUGUGUGCAAGACGAUCAGUUCUCUUACUGUGACAAAGAUAUGA
Messenger RNA from Cylicocyclus nassatus, 987 nucleotides. The record is from the annotation of a GenBank genome assembly. Lineage: Eukaryota; Metazoa; Nematoda; Chromadorea; Rhabditida; Strongylidae.